This is a messenger RNA of Trypanosoma brucei brucei TREU927, 1653 nucleotides long. RefSeq names its product ATP-dependent DEAD/H RNA helicase, putative. Bases 1 to 1653 code for a protein of 550 amino acids. The record is from RefSeq and is a predicted model, not a curated record. Gene Ontology annotation, cellular component: 90S preribosome. NCBI's taxonomy places the organism in Eukaryota, Euglenozoa, Kinetoplastea, Trypanosomatida, Trypanosomatidae. Gene Ontology annotation, biological process: maturation of SSU-rRNA. The transcript has a single exon. Gene Ontology annotation, molecular function: ATP binding; nucleic acid binding.
AUGCCCGCGGAGCUUCCCCCUUCUGCACCACAGUUUUUUAAAGAUCUAGCCGAGCUGUGUCCAAGUGAGACUCUGAGGCGACAGUUGCUGGAGCUUCAGCGGACUCGCAAUUGGAAUGACAUGACAGCCGUGCAGCGCGCGGCAAUCCCUCUUGCGUUGGAGCAUCGGGAUAUUCUUUGCAUCGCACCCACCGCAACAGGCAAAACGUUCGGUUAUUUGUUUCCGUCUAUGCUACGUUUGGCGAUGUACGCCGGAACAGAUGGUAGUUCGAACCUCACAGGCAGUGUUAGUGAAGACUUGAAUAGACCCAACAUCGAAAAGCUUAUGCAAGACAAAAUGGAAAAAGGUGAAGUGUGUCGUUAUUGUGAGUUGUCGGUGACAGAGGUGAGAGUUUGUCCCCUGACUGGGCAACCGCACCCGGACCCCGUUCCAGAGGAUGCAGCGAAGCAGCAGCGGUCUCCCAUGUGGGUGAGUGAGCUGUCAUCCGUGGCCGAGCCCCUCCUUCUUGUACUCGUUCCUACUUCCCAACUCGUCAUGCAGGUAUAUCAUCUUUGCAAGAAGUUAGAUGCAGACUUCCGCGUUAAGUUUCUCGUUCGCGCCUCCAGUGCGGAGGAGCAGAAGCGCCACCUGAACGCACUUGAGGGAUGUGAUGUGUUAAUCACCACACCGGAGACCAUGCUUCCUGCCCUGUACAAACGCAAGUUAUCGCUGAAGCGAGUUAAAGUGCUUGUUUUAGAUGAGGUUGACGACCUAUUAUCUACCAAUCACUUCGAGAAAGUAAAGAUCAUACUUGGUGCACUUCCCAAAGGUCCGCAGCGUCCUCAGCGACUGCUCUUCGGUGCCUCGCUUCCCCCAUCUGUGUACCAGAUGAUUAAGGAACAGAUGCUUCUUCCAUCUCACCGUUUCGUUUUGGUUGAUGUGAAAACUGAUAAGCUCGGGCACCCGAUUGCUCCCGCCCCUGGUUCCAUAUGUGGAGCUGCGGUUUGCGCAUCCAUAACGCAUGUUGUUUUUAUGGUUUCGCAAGCAGAGAAGAUCAGCAGGUUGGCUUGGCUCUACAGCAGCGGUAAGUUGCGUAAGGAUCAGCGAACCCUCAUAUUCUGUAAUUCGCGCCAUAAUGUGGCGUACGUGUGUGAGCGGUUGCAAAACCUUGUACCCGGUCUGCGUGUGACGACACUCACAUCCCACUCGUCCGCCACGGGGAAAACAGGUACGAUGAAACUGUUCAGCAGAGGUGCCUCCACUUGUCUCAUAUGCACGGAUAUUCUCAGUCGUGGCAUUGACUUUGCUGAUGUGAUAUAUGUUGUCCAUUAUGACGUACCAACUGAGUUCGAGACGUGGGUGCAUCGCAGUGGCCGUUGCGGAAGGCGAGGGCUGCGGGGUUACUGUUACACGUUCUUCCAACCGGAGAAUGUACGGUUGGCGAAGCCACUUGUAGCACAUCUGCGACAAACACAGCAACUGAUUCCGCCAAAACUUCAGGAAUAUGCGCGACAAUCCCUCAUCGAUGUGUUUAAAACUUCUUUAUUUUACCAUCCGACACGCCGAUAUCGACCGAGGGACCCGCAGCAGCAGGCCCCUGUUCUGGGACGCGCAACACCCCGCUUCCCGGAUUAUAAGCAAGACAGGCUGAACAAGAACUUUAGGCCUCUUUGA